Messenger RNA from Vicia villosa (hairy vetch), 2028 nucleotides. Its product is annotated as hexokinase-3-like. Gene Ontology annotation, biological process: glucose 6-phosphate metabolic process; glycolytic process; intracellular glucose homeostasis. The transcript has 10 exons. Gene Ontology annotation, molecular function: ATP binding; glucokinase activity; fructokinase activity. The coding region runs from base 326 to 1873 and encodes 515 amino acids. The record is from RefSeq and is a predicted model, not a curated record. Gene Ontology annotation, cellular component: mitochondrion; cytosol. Lineage: Eukaryota; Viridiplantae; Streptophyta; Magnoliopsida; Fabales; Fabaceae.
CUUCUUCCAACACUCCUUCCUAAUUCCUAACUAGUCCUCUCUCUCAGCCGCCUCUCUCUCUCUUUCUUUCUCUCUCUUUCACUCUCUCACUUUUUCGCGUCACUUUCGCCGGAAAAUUAAAUCGCCGGCGACUUUCCCGUUUCACCGGAGAUUCAUCAUUUCACCUUAAUCUUAUUUAUUUUUUAAUUAUUUUUCAAGUGUUUUAAGUUCUUUUUAAAGUGCUUGGUUGCGUGCAUGUUAAAACGGCGACGUUUUGCUGCGGUCGGAAAUCGAAGGAGAGUUGGGAAACGGCGUCGUUUCGGAUGUAGUUUGAUCGAUCGGUGAAAUGGGAAGAGUGGUUGUGGGAGUGACGGUGACGGUGGCUGUGGCGGCGUGUGCAGUAGCUGCGGUUGUGGUUGGGAGGAGAGUGAAAAGUAGAAGGAAGUGGAAGAAAGUAGCGAAUGUGUUGAAGGAGCUCGAGGAAGGUUGUGAUACGAGUGUUGGGAGGUUGAGGCAGGUGGUGGAUGCUAUGGCGGUGGAGAUGCACGCUGGUUUGGCAUCGGAAGGUGGUUCUAAGCUCAAAAUGCUUCUUACCUAUGUUGAUAAUCUUCCCAAUGGCUGUUGCUUUCAAAAUGCUGACCGUUUUGUUUCUUCACUGUCAUUUCAGAGGACUGAGAAAGGACCAUAUUAUGCGCUGCAUCUUGGGGGAACAAAUUUUAGGGUUACGCGGGUUCAUUUAAGUGGCCAACCAUCUCCUGUCUUGGAGCAUGAAGUAGAGCGACAACCCAUUCCCCCUCAUCUAAUGACUAGCACAAGUGAGGAUCUCUUUGAUUUUAUCGCAUCUUCGUUAAAGGAAUUCAUUGCAAAAGAAGGAGAUGGUUCCAAUUCUUCACAGGACAGAAGGGAACUUGGCUUUACAUUCUCCUUUCCUAUGAAACAAAUGUCUGUUUCCUCGGGAAUUUUAAUCAAGUGGACGAAAGGGUUUUCCAUUGUAGAUAUGGUAGGAAGAGAUGUUGUGGCGUGUUUGCAGGAAGCAUUUGUAAGAAAAGGCCUCGAUGUGCAUGUAGCUGCCUUGGUUAAUGAUACUGUUGGAACAUUAGCUGUUGGACACUAUCAUGAUCCAGACACUGUUGCUGCAAUAGUUAUUGGUACUGGUACUAAUGCAUGCUAUCUGGAAAGAAUUGAUGCUAUUAUCAAGUGUCAGGGUCUUCUUACUACAUCAGGACGCAUGGUUGUCAAUAUGGAAUGGGGAAACUUUUGGUCGUCUCACUUACCAAGAACACCAUAUGACAUUGAGUUAGAUGCUGAAAGCCCUAAUCCAAAUGAUCAGGGUUUUGAGAAAAUGAUAUCAGGAAUGUAUCUCGGUGAUGUUGUGAGGAGAGUCAUUCUCAGGAUGUCACUGGAGUCGGAUAUGUUGUUUGGACCUAUUUCUACCAAGCUUUCAACACCUUUCGUACUGAGGACUCCUUUGAUGGCUGCUAUGCAUGAGGAUGAUUCACCCGACUUAAUAGAAGUAGCAAGAAUCCUCAAUGACACAUUUGAGAUUCCAGAUGUUCCAUUGAAAGCAAGAAAAAUUGUGGUGAAGGUGUGUGAUGUGGUGACUCGUAGAGCUGCUCGAUUAGCAGCUGCUGGUAUUGUUGGCAUCUUAAAGAAGAUUGGCCGUGACGGGAGUGGUGGGAUCACAGGAGGAAGAAGUAGGAGUGAUAUAAAAAUGAAAAGAACAGUUGUGGCAAUUGAAGGAGGAUUAUACUCGAGCUAUACAUUGUUUAGGGAGUACUUGCAUGAAGCUUUAAACGAAAUACUGGGCGAAGAUAUUGCUAAGCAUGUAACUCUAAAUGUCACCGAAGAUGGAUCAGGCAUUGGAGCAGCACUGCUAGCUGCAUCAUAUUCUUAAAAAUGUGGAUAGGGUACACAUCUGGUAUUUAUAUAUAUCAACGUUGAUUGAUAUAUAUGGACAAGACACACACACAUAUAUAGCCCCUGUAAAUCAGAAUUUGUUCUUUAUAUGUAAUAUCUCUCUGUAUAGAGGUUUCAUCUAUUCUUUGAUCA